CAAAUAAGGAGUUAGUAUGUUCUUAUACAUAUAUAGUUAAUCAAAUGGCUAAAAAUAAUCAUUUUUUAUUAUUAUGUAUGUGUUUUAUUGAUGAAAUGUUGAUUUAAAAGAAAGCAUGCCAUAUUUGUGCCAUGAAUGCUGAUGAAGUGAAGGCCAUGAUGCUAAAGUGCACGUAAGGUUGUAAAUAAGAUGCAGCUUUGUCAAAGGCCGGGGGAGCGAGGAGGCCAAAGCGGAGAUGUUGCCGCUCCUUCUGCUGAUGUUCCUCCAAAAGAGGGAGGAGACUUGUUGAAGCUUGUGUUAAAAGUCCUCCAGUACUACGUAACCGAAACUUCUCAUUUGCCUGAAAGAGAGCGAGUGCGGCUCCAUAGCCUGAAGGACACACGCCAACCGCCGCCUUCUCCUUGCAUUAUUACCGCAUCGUCGUUACUGCAUUAUAGCACCGCACUAUUCCGGCAUCAUCGCUGAAUUAUUCCUGCGUGGUUACUGCAUUGUUACUGCAUUUGUACUACGUUAUUCCUGCAGCGGAGCAGGCGGUGCGGCCACAUCUGGUCGUCAUCAGAAGGGGCAGCGUCUCUUCCUGCUCACAUGUGACUCCAGCAGUGUGUGGAGACAGGUCCAAGAGGAGGUUUUAGCAAACAUUCCUCAAGUUUUCCAGCAAGAACUUGUUCUUUUUGGGGUGUAUGGAUUGACUUAGAGGUUUGAUUGCGGGAAAAAUAGCAGGAGAAACCUUCAAGUUUUCAACUCGGGAGCCCUACGAGGCUCCGAUUCUUUGUCUUCUCCGAUCAAAGCUUCUCCCCAACGGAAAGAGACGCCUUGCAAGUGAGGAUCUACUUUGUUUUCCAAUUUUCUUUUUGGGUUCCCGUCAUGACUUCUAGCUACACGCAUGGAAUGGACAGGAACCGCUUGGAGAGUCCCGUCACGGCUAACCUGGACAACUUGCAAGCCAAGAAGAACUUCUCUGUGAGCCACCUUCUGGAUCUGGAAGAAGCCGGGGAGAUGGUCGGCAGUCAGGCUGACGAGAGCGUGGGGGAGGCCGGGAGAAGUUUGCUGGAGUCUCCGGGACUGACCAGUGGAAGCGACACAAACCAGCAGGACAACGAGCAGAUGAACACGGAGGAGAAGAAGAAGAGGAAGCAGCGCAGGAACAGGACCACCUUCAACAGCAGUCAGCUGCAGGCCCUGGAGAGAGUGUUUGAGAGAACGCACUACCCCGACGCUUUUGUACGCGAGGACCUGGCCCGCCGCGUCAACCUCACCGAGGCCAGAGUGCAGGUUUGGUUUCAGAACCGGCGAGCCAAGUUCCGCAGGAACGAGCGAGCCAUGCUGGCCAGCAAAAACGCUUCCCUCCUCAAAUCCUAUUCUGGAGAGGUGACAGCGGUGGAGCAGCCCAUCGUGCCGCGCCCCGCCCCACGCCCGAACGACUACCUUUCCUGGGGUAGCACCGCCCCCUACAGCACCAUGGCGGCCUACCCCCCAAGCUGCUCCAACACCAACACAUCCCAGGGCAUGAACAUGGCCAACAGCAUCGCCAACCUGCGGCUCAAAGCCAAAGAGUACAGCUUGAACCAGGUGCCCACGGUCAACUGAGAGGUCCGGGAGAACCGGCGGGUCGGGGACCCUCCUCCAAAGCCACUGGACUCCCACGGACUGGCUAUGUUUUUGGAAUGAACUUCAUCCCACGCCAAUAAUCGCCAAAGCAAGCAAGUGGCGGUGAGUGUCGGGGGAAGGGGGGGGUCUCACUCCAUUCCAGACGACCGUUGUUCAUACGAAGACGUCUUCAAAUAUCGGCAUAUUCUUAUUGGGACUGAUUUUCAAACAUUUUUGUGGCACAGGAGGACAUAUGUGGAAUUUUUUGGCUUCUGGACCUUUUUUUUUUUUUCUCCUGUUUUUUUUUUUAAAGAUGGCGUUGAUGAUAUCUUUUUGUUUUUAUCACUUUCCUAUCCAUAGUAAACCGACGACUUUAUUUUCAUGUAACUCUCCAAUAUGCAGGGGCGGAUCUUGUAUUCCCAAACCCAGUAGAACCUUUUCGUUUUCUGUCAUGUCAUUUGUAACAGAAAAAUAUUAUAUUAAUAAAAAAAAAAGCCAACAUUUCAUUC
Messenger RNA from Doryrhamphus excisus (bluestripe pipefish), 2096 nucleotides. Lineage: Eukaryota; Metazoa; Chordata; Actinopteri; Syngnathiformes; Syngnathidae. The record is from RefSeq and is a predicted model, not a curated record.